This is a messenger RNA of Paecilomyces variotii, 1866 nucleotides long. RefSeq names its product FAD binding domain protein. Gene Ontology annotation, molecular function: monooxygenase activity; FAD binding. The transcript has 8 exons. Bases 432 to 1748 code for a protein of 438 amino acids. The record is from RefSeq and is a predicted model, not a curated record. Gene Ontology annotation, biological process: secondary metabolite biosynthetic process. NCBI's taxonomy places the organism in Eukaryota, Fungi, Ascomycota, Eurotiomycetes, Eurotiales, Thermoascaceae.
GUUAACCAUGCUGUGGGAGCAAUGCAUAUUAAUUACAGCAGCGACCUUGGCGUGCAUUAUUUGCAUGUCCUGUCUCAUUGUAUGGUUUACGUGAGGACAGUCGGGAUAUCCGAGACAUUCCACGCAGUCAUCCAGAGACUUUAAUGUUUGAGAUGUUAGAAAAUGGAGAAUAUGAAGCACGGAAAUUCCGAAGGCUGUAUCGCGGAGAAUUGUGUCCAGUUGGCUAUAUUACCCCUGUCAUGAGGGUCCUGAAAUCUAUACUGGCACCCGGGCUAAUUUCUGUGGCUGUCUUUUUACAUGGUAUAUCGUUUACAUCGAGGUGUAAGGAUCAUUUAAGGAACCAAUCUUUACUUUGGAACUAUAGUAGACGGAAUCGUUUGUGUCUGGAUAUAUUGUUACCAUCAUUCAUUUGAUUUACUAUAGGUGCAAUCAUGUCCACUGAGGACAGGAAACUACAAAUCUUAGUGGUAGGUGCUGGACUUGGUGGUUUGUCUGCUGCCUGCUCAUGUGCAAUGGCCGGGCAUUCAGUACAUGUGGUUGAAUCUGCGAAAGAGCUUGUCGAGGUUGGCGCUGGACUGCAAAUUACACCUAAUGCAUCUCGUCUUCUAAAGCAUUGGGAAGUUUUUGAGUCGCUCUGGGAGACUGGUGCGGAACCAACAGCAUUGACCGUACACCGGUAUUCUGGCGAAAAGCUGGCAGAGGAUCGCCCUUUUGACCAACAUACCCGAGCAAAGUAUGGAGCUUCAUUCAUUGACUUCCACCGCUGUGAUGUGCAACAAGCUCUAUACGGCCGAUCCGUUGAGCUAGGUGUGACCUUCUCCUUCGGCCAGCGCGUGGAGUCUAUUGAUUUCUCGGGCCCGACUGUCCAGGCAGACACAGGAGCUACAUUCUCCGGUGAUCUCAUCGUCGCAGCUGAUGGCUUAUGGUCUCGAUGUCGCGAAUCCUUCCUCGGAGGCAAGGAUGAGCCCUUGCCAACCGGGGACUUAGCAUACCGUAUCGUCCUCACAACGGACCAAAUCAAAGACUCCAAACUGAGAGCCUGGGUCGAGAAUUCCGAAGUGCACUUCUGGAUUGGGCCUGGAGCUCACGUCGUAGGUUAUUCCUUGAGGGCUGGCAAGAUGUACAACAUCGUACUUCUCGUUCCGGACGAUCUGCCAACGGGCGUCGCCAGACAGCCCGGCUCUGUUGAUCAGAUGCGUAAGCUUUUCGAUGGAUGGGAUCCCAUCCUGAAUGAGUUCUUGGGCUGUGUUGACAAGGUUGACAAGUGGAAGCUGAUGCAUCGUGCCGAAAUGACCGACUGGGUAAAUGAUGCCUCAAACCUGGUUUUCCUCGGCGACUCUUGCCACCCGAUGCUACCAUAUCUUGCUCAAGGAGCCAAUUCUUCCAUGGAAGAUGGAGCUGUGCUUGGGUCGCUCCUCAGGCAUUUAAAGAGGAAGUCUGAUCUGCCAGGUGUCCUUCGACUGUAUCAGAGUCUUCGCAAGUCGAGAGGUGAAGCAAUUGCACGCGAAACGUUUAAACAGAGACAUGAUUUCCACCUUCCCGACGGAGAAAAACAACGUAAACGGGACGAGAUAUUCCUUUCGCAGCUCGGAAAGGAACUCAAAGGGGCCUUCCCAAGCAGAUGGACCUGCCCUGAAGUUCAGCCUUGGAUCUACGGGUAUGACGCGAUCAAAGAAGUGGAAAAUGCUGUAGCUCGUAGUCCAGAGUUGUUCUCGGAUGGCACAUCUUCCCCUACAUCAGUGCUAUGAUAACAGUACUUUUCUCUGACACGACUGAUGUUUACUAGUGCGAGCGGAUUAUGGUACAUGCCUUGUGGCGAUUUGUUGCCUUCUGCAGUGUGUUGUGGAUUGUCGGACUAGAAGCAGU